Molecule: messenger RNA, 2988 nt
Organism: Anopheles nili
Lineage: Eukaryota; Metazoa; Arthropoda; Insecta; Diptera; Culicidae
Gene: Wdr33
Product: pre-mRNA 3' end processing protein WDR33
Exons: 7
Coding region: 1-2766 (921 amino acids)
Cellular component (GO): mRNA cleavage and polyadenylation specificity factor complex
Molecular function (GO): protein binding
Source: RefSeq, a predicted model, not a curated record
AUGGAAUUCUCACAGCCUCCUCCGUCCGUGGACGCUGCGGUACCUGCGGUGCAGCACUUUGCGAAUCCACCUCCGAUUAAUCGCAUCCUCAGCUACCAGCACCCGCAACCACCGAAACAGCAGUUUAAUUUCUACCACCACAAACCGUACCACCACUUCAAUGGCUUCCGUGGCGGGGGUCCGAUGUCGCAGGACGACUUCGAUGGCAAGCGGCUCCGUAAGUCGGUUAUGCGCAAAACGGUGGACUACAACGCCUCCAUCAUCAAAGCACUCGAGUGCCGCACCUGGCAACGGGACUACCGCGACCGGCGGGGUCUACAGCCGGAAAGCAUCUACAUUCCCGAGCUGUUGCCACCACCAAGCUACAUGGACAACCCGAGCAACGCCGUCACGACGCGUUUCGUGAAAACUGCGACGAAUAAGAUGCGCUGUCCAAUCUUCACGCUUGCUUGGACCCCGGAGGGUCGCCGGUUGAUCACAGGCGCAAGUUCCGGCGAGUUCACCCUCUGGAAUGGGUUAAUGUUCAACUUCGAAACGAUUCUGCAGGCGCACGACGUUUCCGUACGGACGAUGGUUUGGUCCCACAACGACAACUGGAUGGUGACGGGCGACCACGGCGGUUUCGUCAAGUACUGGCAGUCGAACAUGAACAACGUCAAGAUGUUCCAGGCCCACAAAGAUCCGAUCCGGGGAAUAAGUUUCAGCCCUUCGGACUCGAAGUUUGCCAGCUGCAGUGACGACGGUACGGUACGGGUGUGGGAUUUCCUUCGCUGCCAGGAGGAACGGGUGCUUCGAGGACAUGGUGCGGACGUUAAGUGCGUCCAUUGGCACCCACAAAAGGCGUUAAUCGUAUCCGGCAGUAAGGACAAUCAACAGCCGAUCAAGCUGUGGGAUCCCAAAUGCGGCCAGGCGCUGGCAACACUGCACGCUCACAAAUCGACGGUGAUGGAUCUCAAGUGGAACGACAACGGCAACUGGUUGGUGACGGCUUCGCGUGAUCACCUGCUGAAGCUGUUCGAUCUGAGAAACCUCAGCGAGGAGGUUCAAGUGUUCCGUGGUCACAAGAAGGAAGCUAGCGCGGUAUCCUGGCACCCAGUGCACGAGGGUCUGUUUGCCUCUGGUGGCUCGGACGGAUCAAUCCUAUUUUGGAACGUAGGAACCGAUAAGGAAGUGGGUAGCAUCGAUAUGGCGCACGAUAGCAUAGUAUGGACGCUGGCUUGGCAUCCGCUAGGUCACAUUCUGUGUUCGGGUUCGAACGACCACACGGUUAAGUUCUGGACGCGCAAUCGACCAGGAGAUCAGAUGCGUGACAAAUAUAACCUCAACACGCUGCCAGCCAGCCUGGCCGGGCUGGACGAGUGCGAGCUGGAGGAACACAUUGUCAUUCCGGGUAUGGGCCCGGAGGAUAAGGUCGACAUCGUCGAAAGCAUCGCGACCAAGGAGACGGGUGCGAUUCCCGGUCUGGAUCUUAACCUGAACAGCUUUAAUGACAAAAUGCGCGAAAAGAAGAUCCCGUACAGCAAGCCGAUCCCGCGCAACUUCCAGGCCCAGUGGAACGAGUCGAGCAAGCUGGACGACCACUCGGCGGCGGCCGAUGAAAUCAAGGAGGUAAUCUCGCAGAUCGUCGACGGUGGUCCGAUUACACCGAAGAAACCACUCCCGACGGCUAUCUCGCUGUACGAGAAAACGAUCGCGGUGAUACCUGGAAGUGCAUUAGAGCAAGCAAUAAGUGACGGAACGGAGGCGCUAAACCGGUUCAUCGAGAACGGUGGCAUAGAGGAGCUGCAUGACAUAUUCCCACCACUUGAACCGGAUGCGCCAUCCAACGGAGAUGAGGAACCACCGGUGAAACCUCCCGCCAAGCGCGCUCGUCUCGAUGUCGAGCCAAAGUUCUUCUACGGCGCGCUAGCGUUCAUGGCCGACCCGCCGGAACAGUCUCGCGAUUCCAUACAUUCGACGGAGGACGGAGGUUCGCGAUCGAAAGACGAUCCUGCCUUCGACCCGAAACUCCCGUCACUGCUGCAACUCGACAUUAACCCCCCGCCAAACGUGCAGUUCAAUACGGAAGAUCCGGUGGAGGUCGCGGCACAGCGCAACAACUGGAAGGGACGUGACCGUGAAAAGCAGCGAGAGCGCGAAAAGCGCGACCUGGAGGAAGACAAGAAGAUCUGGAAAGAGUACAACGACCGGAACUGGGACGAGGAAGAGGACGAUUCGGUUAUGGUGGUGGAGCCGCCUAGUGGUCCCCGGCCCGACUCACCCGUAAGCCAGAACACCAACAGCAACGGCCAGUGGAUACCGGAAUACGACAAUGAUAUGCCUCCGGGUCCAGUACCGGGACAUCAUGUCGUCCCGCCCUGGCAGAAGGACAAUGGCGGCGGAGGCCAGUCGUUACCGCCCGGUGGAGGAAUGAUGCCGUUCGAUGGGUACGGUGAUGACGAUGGCGCGCGAUCGAUGGACGGGUUCAAUAUGCAGCGACCGCCACCACCGAUACCGGGCGGGCUGCCACCAUCGUUCGGAAACCACAACCAGAACCCAUUCGCCAUGAUGGGCGGUCGUAAUGAUGACGAGGGCGGCUAUCACAAUAAGAAUAAUAACAACAACCAUAACCUUGGCGAUCACCGAGAGUUCAAUCGGAACGCCGACUGGUCGCGGAACGACGGUGGAAACCAUCGGGGAGGCAACCAUCGGAACCGUGGUGGAGGAAGAGACUUCCGGGACGAUCGGGGUGGUCGCCGGGACCGAGGCUUCAGGAGGAGAAACUGAGUAGCAGAUGGAUGUAACCGCUUCGUACCACGGCAGCUGUCGUUGUACGAGCAAUGCGUGUGAUUGUUCGGAUGAAAGGAUUGUACGAAAGUGUUAGCAUUUAAGAAUAAAUAUGUUAAGAAUUGUACAAAUGACUGUUUCCAACCAGCGGUCGUGUGGGGGAUAGAAAGAAUAAUAAUAAUAAAAUACUAAGUUACAGGUAGCGCAGUUAUGGGAAAGAUC